AUCUUCUUGCUUGUGUGGAGGGGGAGACGAGACGGCCAGUCUGUCACAUUAUUCUGUCACUGUCUCUUACUGUGCGAUGCACGCGCACGGGUCUCCACUGCUGCUGCUGCUUCUUCUACGCUGCUCCUGCGCUGCCACUGCCGCCCACCGACGAUGGCCGUCAAUGCGCACGUCGACAAGAUCCUCAGCCGGGCGGGGCCCUACACCGAUGAGAGCUUUCAGGGCGGCGAGACCGCAAAGGGCUUCCUCACCACCCAGUGCAAGGUCCUCGUCAUUGGCGCCGGCGGCCUCGGCUGCGAGAUCCUCACCAACCUGGCCCUGAGCGGCUUCCGCGACAUCCACAUCAUCGACAUGGACACCAUCGACGUGUCCAACCUCAACCGCCAGUUCCUCUUCCGCCACAGCGACGUCGGGCGCAGCAAGGCCCAGGUCGCUGCCGACUUUGUCAUGCGCCGCUGCCCUGCCGUCGCCGUCACGGCGCACCAUUGCAAGAUCCAGGACAAGGACGAUGACUUUUACAUGUCGUUCAACCUCGUCAUCUGCGGCUUGGACUCGGUCGCGGCGCGCCGCUGGAUCAGCGCCACCCUCGUCGGCCUCGUCGACGAGGACAACCCCGAGUCGCUCAAGCCCCUCAUCGACGGCGGCACCGAGGGGUUCAAGGGCCAGGCCCGCGUCAUCCUGCCCACGGUCUCGUCGUGCUACGAGUGCAGCCUGGACAUGCUCGGCAAGCAGACGGUGUUUCCCAUCUGCACCAUUGCCAACACGCCGCGGCUGCCCGAGCACUGCAUCGAGUGGGCCAGCGUGCUCGAGUGGCCGCGCGUGCACGGCGACGACAAGAAGCUCGACACCGACGACCCCGAGCACAUUGCCUGGCUCCUCGCCGUGGCCAGCAAGCGCGCCGACCAGCACGGCAUCCUGGGUGUCACGUGGAGCCUGACCCAGGGCGUCGUCAAGAACAUCAUCCCCGCCAUUGCGAGCACGAAUGCCGUCAUUGCUGCCGCUUGCACGCAGGAGGCAUUCAAGUUCGCCACGACGGCCGCCUUCUACCUGGACAACUACAUGAUGUACACGGGCAACGAGGGCGUGUACACGUACACGUUUGAGCACAAGAAGCGGCCCGACUGCCCCGUCUGCGGCGGCGAUGUGCGCCAGCUCGAUGUUGCGCCCGACACGACGCUGGCCCGCGUCAUCGAGAUGCUCGCCGAGAUGCCCGACCUGCAGCUGCAGAGGCCCUCGCUGUCGUCCAGCGGCCGCACUCUCUACUUCCAGUCGCCCAAGCAGCUCGAGGAGGCCUCGCGGCCGAACCUCGAAAAGGCGCUCAGCGACCUGCUCCAGGACGGCGACGAGAUCGACGUCACCGACGAGCGGCUGCCCUUCCAGCUCUCGCUCCGCGUCAAUUUUGUCUGAGUCUCACUCUGAGUCUGUGGCCAGUGUCCCGUCUCAGGAGAGAGAGAAGUCAUGUCUAGAGAGGAAGGAAAAACACAUGUUGGAAGAUGUACAAUCAUGAGGUGUAUAGAUACAGGUUUAUUGUUUCUCUCUCAAGCGGCGUUCCCAGC
Molecule: messenger RNA, 1556 nt
Organism: Acaromyces ingoldii
Lineage: Eukaryota; Fungi; Basidiomycota; Exobasidiomycetes; Exobasidiales; Cryptobasidiaceae
Exons: 4
Coding region: 154-1407 (417 amino acids)
Biological process (GO): protein neddylation
Cellular component (GO): cytoplasm; nucleus
Molecular function (GO): NEDD8 activating enzyme activity
Source: RefSeq, a predicted model, not a curated record